Messenger RNA from Stylophora pistillata, 1312 nucleotides. RefSeq names its product histone H2B.1. Gene Ontology annotation, cellular component: nucleosome. The record is from RefSeq and is a predicted model, not a curated record. Gene Ontology annotation, molecular function: DNA binding; protein heterodimerization activity; structural constituent of chromatin. NCBI's taxonomy places the organism in Eukaryota, Metazoa, Cnidaria, Anthozoa, Scleractinia, Pocilloporidae.
GAAUUUUGAUACUACUUAGAGUCUUCCCCGAUACAGAUCAUGUCUGGACGUGGAAAAGGUGGCAAAGGCCUCGGUAAAGGAGGUGCUAAACGUCACCGCAAGAUCCUACGGGACAACAUUCAAGGAAUUACAAAGCCAGCUAUCCGUCGUCUUGCUCGCCGUGGUGGCGUGAAGCGCAUUUCUGGCCUGAUCUACGAAGAAACCCGCGGAGUUCUCAAAGUAUUUCUGGAGAACGUGAUCCGUGAUGCAGUUACCUACACGGAACAUGCUAAAAGAAAGACUGUGACCGCCAUGGAUGUUGUGUACGCUCUGAAGAGGCAAGGACGCACGCUCAAAAUGCCACCACAAAAUCCACCGAGAGUAGGAGUCGGUAAAAAGGGCGAAAAGCGAGCUGGUAAGGCGAAGAGCGCCGCCGAGGGAGGAAAAGGGAAAAGAACUCGAAAACGAAGGGAGAGCUACGCCAUAUACAUUUACAAAGUCCUCAAGCAAGUUCAUCCUGACACAGGAAUCUCUAGUAAAGCUAUGGGCAUCAUGAACUCUUUCGUGAACGAUAUUUUCGAAAGGAUCGCCACAGAAGCUUCAAGACUGGCACACUACAACAAGAAAUCAACGAUCAGCUCUCGCGAAAUUCAGACCGCAAUCAGAUUGCUCCUUCCCGGGGAAUUGGCCAAACACGCUGUCAGUGAAGGGACCAAAGCCGUCACUAAAUACACGAGUAGCAAGUAAUUUGCGAACUUUUCUUGGUUUGCAAACCCCAGAAAGUCAGCCAGGAAUAUUCGAAAGGACGUGAGACAUAUUGGAUUGACUAUUGAUCGUAGCAUGUAACUUACUCAAGUUGCCCUCAAUUAUGGCGCAAAACAGUUGACAUUUUUAUCCAUUUUUAUGUUCGAUUAACGCGAUAAGUGAAAUUAUAGUUGUCUGUAAGAGAAUUGUCCUUUCAUCUCAUUAUUUUCCCCCCCUUUUUUUCAUCUACGUGUUAGUUUAGAUGCCAAUUCCUAACUGAUUAAUUAAAAAUUACAGAGACUUUUUAGAUCGAGGUGUAGUUCCUUAGCUUUCCUUGUAUUUCAGUUUCCACACGGAAGUGGUACGCAGUUCAAUCUUGUAUUUCAAAGGUUGGACAACAUGAAAUCGUUGUAUCAUGUAGACUAUCACUAAUAAAUCUGAUAUUCAGAAGUUGUGUAGACGAACUGAGUUGCACUGUUUACUCAGCUAUGUUGAAAUAAUUUGUGUCAACGUUGAAAAUUAUUUUUUUCCAGUAACCAACUAAUAAACAAAUGCAGUGGGCAGAUGGACUCAUUCUGUGAAAGCUAGA